This is a messenger RNA of Seriola aureovittata, 1709 nucleotides long. Its product is annotated as C5a anaphylatoxin chemotactic receptor 1-like. Gene Ontology annotation, molecular function: G protein-coupled peptide receptor activity. Gene Ontology annotation, biological process: neuropeptide signaling pathway. NCBI's taxonomy places the organism in Eukaryota, Metazoa, Chordata, Actinopteri, Carangiformes, Carangidae. The transcript has 2 exons. Bases 216 to 1127 code for a protein of 303 amino acids. The record is from RefSeq and is a predicted model, not a curated record. Gene Ontology annotation, cellular component: membrane.
CUGCACAGGUACGAGCAGAUAUGGUUUGAGCAGCGCUGAGGCUAAGGUUUCGUAAACAGUAAAUUUUCCCCUCAAACACCAAGACCACAGACCACCGGAGUGUGGGUACAUGUGCUGGUGUAUUUCAGCAACAGCAACCAGGUCACAGACAGCUUGAGCUCGACUCAACAGUUCGGUUCUUCAUCUUUCUUCGUCAUUCCUCCCCCAUUUCCACGAUGAGCGUUAACGAGAGCUCCAACACCUCCAGCAACAGCCCCCAAUCCUCUGGAUCCAUCCCCGACCCCUGGUACAUCGUGGCCGGUGUGAUUGUCGUCAUUUGUCUGCUUGGUAUCCCCGCCAACAUCACGGUGAUAAUAAAACUCAGCCGGCGUCUUCGCGGCUCCUCCAUCUCGCAGCGGCUCUUCUUCAACCUGGCAGUGUCGGACCUGCUCUGCCUGCUCUGCUUGCCUUUUGGCAUGCUCAUUUUCUACAGCGGAUCACAUAUGACGUAUGGAGUCUGUCGGCUUGUCUUUUACUUCUUCUUUUUCUGCGUCAGCUCCGACUUAAACAUUCUGGUGCUGAUCGGCCUUCAGAGAUACUACCAGAUUCUUCACCCUAACAAGUGGGCCAAGCUGGACCGGACAUGGCAGCGGCUUUUACUGUUCUCUGUGUGGAUGCUCGCAACCCUGGAGGCUUUUCCAGUCGUGUUUUCACUAACAGACAUUAAGAAAGAGUGGACCAGCACUCAUUCCUGCAGCAAUCACACAAUCACACCGUUCUUCGAAGUGGUUUACAUCAUAUUCAUAGUUGUCAGCCACCUAGUCCUGCUGUCCUGCUAUGUGCUACUUGUUCGAGGGGUCAACCGAGCUAAAAUGGCCAAGAAGAAAGAGCCCAGAGCGACUAAACUUUUCAUCCGAAUAAUCGCCGUAUCCCUGGCCGUUGCCUUCUUUCCCUUAAUUCUCCGUAUGCUGUAUGUGGUCGCUCUCUUCAAGGAUUCAGAAGAACUGCUUCAUGUUAGCAAGAUGCUGACGUUUGUUGAAUGUUUUUACUUUUUCAAUCACUGUCUGAAUCCAUUCCUGUAUUUCUUUGCGUCUCAGUAUGGCAACAGAGACAGCAGCCAGAAGAAUAACUUCCUUAAUGACAACUAAUAUGACUGCUGGUGUGAUCCCUGUAUCGUAGCUUCAUAUUUUUAACACACAUCUGCUAAACUUAAUCUCACUGAUGGUCUUGGAAGUGCUGAAUACUGUGUCAGCGUGAAUACAAAACUUCUCUACUACUUCCAUUUUUCCUCUUUGUACAGAAACCACAUGAUGUACAAAAGAGUGCAUAACAAUUUUUAAACAAUGAUGAUGUCAUUUAAUUAUUUAGGAUUAUUUUGAUAUUUUUUUUUUGUUUUUGUUUUUUUUGCAUUGUGUGCCUUUAUAUUAAAAGAACAUUCUACAAAACAGACUGUGUUUUACACCGGCUGAAUGACUGAAUGAGUCCAGCUAACAAGAGCUAGCCGCUGCAUGAUGCUAAACGUAGAGUGCGUCGAGCUAAAUGCUAAACAUCGGCAUGCUAACAUGCUCACAAUGACAACGUUAACACGCCGAUGGAGAGAUGUUUCUGUUCGACCACUGCCGUCUCCUGACUGCUGCUCCACGUGUGCAGGACGACAUCUUUCUUGAACAAACAUACGCAAAGAGAGACUUAGCAGCGUGUGUGUUUGUGAGUGUGUUUCAGGUGUGUGU